UCAGUACCAGCAUGGAAACCCUGCUCGGUGAGCCAUUCUUGGAGUGGAAGAUCAAGAAGAUGUCAGCCAUUACCCGAUCUUCUUCGGUGCGGGCGGGCCCUGAAGCCGCUGAAACUUCCACUCCGGUGCCGAAUAUGCGACGCUGUGCGAGUGAACCUACAAAUCUUUGGAAUGCUCCAUGGGAAGCGCUGGACGAUGAAAUUUCCAGCAUCUUCAGCGACCUUCGCUCCCAAAGCGCUGAAACAAUCGAAGAGGAACUGGCCAAGGAGCACAGAUAUGCCAAGGCCGGCUGUGUGCGUCGCGCCUUUCCGGAGCGAAGCCUGGCUUUGUUGGUGACCCUGGCGCUGGAGAUCCCAGUGGCGUUUAUCAUCACGGGUGGAUCCCAGGGCUUGAAGCAGCUGGUGGGCCCGGAUCGUUACACGCUGCUGAUGGCCUUUCUGCCGUUGACCUCCGCCAUUUCGGGCAACGUCGGGCUGCAAUGCUCCUCCCUGACCACCCGCGCCAUUUCCCAUGGGAGCUGCGACAAAACCACCUAUUGCAGUUGGAUGCGUUUGGAAGUUGCCACAGCUGGUUUGUUGUCGAUCGCUACUGGCUUUGCCGUAGCGCUAUUGGCCUUGGUCUGGACUUGGGUCCAAUUUCCAGGGCCUGACAUUGGCUUCGCUCUUACCGUGGGCGUCUCACAGGCCUUCAGCAUCAUAGUGGCAGGCAUCACUGGGUCCAUUGCGCCAGUGAUUUUCUCCUUCAUUUUCCAUGGUGACGCCGGCAAAUGGGCCGGACCGAUGGAGACAGCGGUUCAAGAUGUGGCUGGAGCAUUUGGAGUAGUCUAUAUUGCGCAGCUCAUCAUGAUGGCGUGCGUGAAACUUGGCCUGUCCCCUGCAGCUUAGGGCAAUGGCUAGCAAAGGCCUGAUUCUGACCUCCGUCCCUUAGCUGGCCUGGCUACUUGUUUUUUGCUUGGAAAUACCCAGGCUUGUCUUGCGAAGGAUCGCAGGGACGUGCAAUUUCUGUACAGAGUUUCCACCUUUGUCCCGCUUUUGUACAGGCUUGAGCCUACAAGUUUUGUCAUACAUCUUGUGAAGUGCACUCAGCUUUGUCCUAAAUACUUCCUAGGAACCUCGGCGAGUGCCUUCCAAGGCAACCUCGGCUGAGACCAUCCAAGAACAAUCAGUUGGAACCUGGUG
This is a messenger RNA of Cladocopium goreaui, 1178 nucleotides long. The record is from the annotation of a GenBank genome assembly. Lineage: Eukaryota; Dinophyceae; Suessiales; Symbiodiniaceae.